CCCCUCAAAAAAUUAUAAAAAUUGAAUGAUUUACUUCUACUUCUGGAUCAAAUAUGUAGCUAUCUGCAGUUGCUGAAUACUCACGCUAGUCUGGACAUUCGGAGGAUUCGGGAUAGAGAAAUAACUUCGUCCUGCUCUUCUUCCUAGCCCUGAUCAUCCUCAUCAACGCUGUUGUAGAGUUCAUUGGUGGAAUCCUCCUCGAAGGAUAUGUGCUUCAAAAUCUGUGAUUCUUACGAUCAUCGCUCAAUAUCUUCCUGACACCAAUAAUCGUGUUGGUCCUGAACGGAUUUAUCAUCAGAAUAGCUGAAUUGCGGAAUCAAUUCAGGCUCAAGGAGAAAUUGGCGUACAUAAACCCGAUGAUUUUCAUAAUAACCGGAACUUUCUUCCUUAAGUUUUGCUACAACCACAGCUUAUUCAUGGAAGAGUCAGUGUUAAUAAUGAGGAAGUACAAAAGGACUACCAGCUUCCUGUUCUGGAGACUCUUCUGCUCCUCCUACUGAGUGCUGGCUACAAUUCUGUUCUAUUCAUGGGCGAAAGGGAAUUUUUUGUUGCUCUCUGUGCUGUCCCACUCGCUCCUUACAUGGCAUUCCAUCUUAAAUGGGUCGAUUUUGAGUGAAGAAAUGCUGCUCUUCGUCAAUGCUACUAUGUCGUUGUUGCUAAUCAAGAACCAAGUCUUCCUCGGUGAUAUUGAGGAGAGCAGGGAGAAGCUUGAUCGUUUUUUCAAUUACAACUUUCUGUACUUCCAAGAUGACUAAUUCAAUCUAAA
Messenger RNA from Moneuplotes crassus, 766 nucleotides. The record is from the annotation of a GenBank genome assembly. NCBI's taxonomy places the organism in Eukaryota, Ciliophora, Spirotrichea, Euplotida, Euplotidae.